Wasmannia auropunctata (little fire ant) is the source of this 865-nucleotide messenger RNA. Its product is annotated as glutathione S-transferase-like. The transcript is spliced from 4 exons. The record is from RefSeq and is a predicted model, not a curated record. The coding region runs from base 140 to 748 and encodes 202 amino acids. Gene Ontology annotation, biological process: glutathione metabolic process. Lineage: Eukaryota; Metazoa; Arthropoda; Insecta; Hymenoptera; Formicidae. Gene Ontology annotation, molecular function: glutathione transferase activity.
AGAUAAAUAGUCCAGUUAGCUAGCAGCUAGCAACAGAUUCUAUCCAGUUUCAUCGUCGGACAUCACCGGUUUGGUGACUGCUGUAAUCGCAAUAAAUACCUUUACAUCUUUUGCGUAAAAAUUCUUCGCUAAAUUCAAUAUGCCUUCCUACAAGCUGAUUUACUUCCCCGUCGCGGCAUUGGGUGAGCCAAUUCGCUUCCUGUUCAGCUAUGCUGGCAUCGAAUUUGUGGAUGAACGUUUCGAUAGAAAAGAUUGGCCAAAACUUAAAGACACUAUGCCAUUCGGCAAAGUUCCCGUACUCGAAGUAGAUGGAAAGAGAAUCGGUCAAUCUGCAGCUAUCUGCCGUUAUUUGGCAAAGCAAUGUGGUCUCGCUGGCAAGAACGAUUGGGAGGCUCUGGAAAUCGAUUCGACCGUCGACACCAUACACGAUUUACGUAACAACAUUGCUGCCUUUCACUACGAGAGCAACGAACAAGCUAAACAAGAGAAAACUAAAGGUGCCAAAGUGACGGUGCCGUAUUGUUUGGAACGUUUGGACGCUCAGGUGAAGAAGAACGGUGGUUACUUCAUCGGCGGUAGUCUGACGUGGGCCGAUCUCGUUUUCGUCGCUCUUUUGGAUUACUUAAACAUGAUGAUGAAAGAAGAUAUUGUCGAAAAGUAUCCAAACCUAAAACAACUUCAAAAGAAAGUCGAGGAAGUACCGGCUAUCAAGAAGUGGAUCCAGAAGCGCCCAUCGACUAACAUGUAACAUCCAAAACCAUUAAAUGUUAUAUGAUAGAUAUUUAAAGAGUGAUUAAAAAACACAUUUUAUAAAUGUUUCAACUAAAAACGUCUUUUCGUACUUUCACAAUUUUUUGUUUUCCGA